Papilio polytes (common Mormon) is the source of this 761-nucleotide messenger RNA. It is a transcript of the gene HnRNP-K, whose product is annotated as heterogeneous nuclear ribonucleoprotein K-like. The record is from RefSeq and is a predicted model, not a curated record. The coding region runs from base 150 to 761 and encodes 203 amino acids. Lineage: Eukaryota; Metazoa; Arthropoda; Insecta; Lepidoptera; Papilionidae. Gene Ontology annotation, molecular function: mRNA binding. The transcript has 9 exons. Gene Ontology annotation, biological process: regulation of mRNA splicing, via spliceosome; regulation of transcription by RNA polymerase II. Gene Ontology annotation, cellular component: cytoplasm; nucleus.
GCCAUUUUCCUUCUAUUACCGCCAUUUUUAUUAUUUUGUGAUUCAUAAACCUAUAUCUAUUAAACGAUAUAUAUAACUAUAAACUGUAAAAAAGAAUUCAUUAUUGUUUAAAACAAAAGAACCAGUAUACUACAAAUAAUUUUGGCGACAUGAAGCGCGACGCGUAUGGUGAAGACGGGCCGGUGCACAAGCGGCAGCGUCAGACUGAUGAUGAAGUUACCUUCCUCAUCCCUAGCAAGGUGGCGGGAUCUAUUAUCGGAAAAGGUGGCUCCAACAUCUCCAAGUUAAGAAGCGAGUACAAAGCCUCUAUAACAGUCCCCGAUUGCCCCGGCCCCGAACGAGUUCUGUCGAUAAGUGCAUCUGAUAUCGAUACAAUUUUGGAAAUCGUGAAAGACAUACUGCCGAAUUUGGUUGAUGGAGGUCUGAAGGGAGGAAACGAGGAUCUGGACAUCCGUCUACUGAUACAUCAGAGCCGAGCUGGUUGCGUCAUCGGCAAAGCCGGUGCCAAGAUCAAAGAAUUGCGUGAGAAAACGGGCGCCCGACUGAAGAUAUUCUCUAGCACGGCGCCGCAGAGCACGGAGCGCGUGGUGCAGCUGGUGGGCGGCAAGGAGGCCGUCGCCGCCGGCGUCAGGGAGGUGCUCGACCUCAUACGACAGGUGCCAAUAAAGGGCGCGAUACAGAACUACGACCCGCACAACUACGACGACUACUACGCGGAGGAGUACGGCGGGUUCGGGGGCGGAAAUAAUAAACCAUGUUAA